AUGUCGCGUCCAGUACCGACUUCUGAUACGACUGACACUCAAACCCGAUUUACGAUAGCUACAGCGGCUGUAAACACAUUCUUAGAUUAUCUGAGUGUUCAUGCUAAAUUGGAAUACGUUGCACUAAUAUCAUUCUCAUCUGUUUAUGAAGUGUCAGUCCCAUUCACACGUGAUUUUGACAGUAUUCGUAACAAAUUACUGGUACUAGAAGAAGGAGAUAAAACAUGCAUUGAUACUGCAUUCCUUGGAGUCAACCAAGUUGUACUGAAUGAGUGGGGAUGUCAAACACCUGUUCAAAUAAUAUUGAUAACUGACGGUAGCAUUGGAGUUGGGUCCAUAGGCAGAAAGCGUAUUGUUCAAGCUUUACCUUUGCCACCCUCCUACCCAGCCAAAAUACAUGUGUUGCCUGUAGUGUCUCCACACGAUACCUCUUUACAACAUGCAAUGCCCCUGUACCAAAAAAUAGUAGACUUAGCCAAUAACACGACUAGUAAUUCAAACGGUAAUUUGUCACGUGGAUCAAUAUAUUGUCCUGACCAACUCAGUGUGCCUGGAGCAAUCACAGCAAUGACACGCCUCUGUGAACAACACUACCAAGAAUUUUGGUGUACACUUAAAUGUGGUCAGUUAGAAGCUCGAGUACAACUGUUUCCUGCGCCACAGACUAUUUCACAUGAAGGCAUAGCUACUACUUAUACUCUCGCCAACCAGUUACAUGUUAUUGGUUUUAUUCAACAAACAGAACUAGGCACACCUAUAGCAACAAGUAAACACCUAGUGAUACCACAGACUCAAUCAGGCAACGCAACAGCUAGAGAAAAUUAUGGAUCUAAAACACCUACAAAGGAGGGUUCUUCUAGUAACGAUGGUUCCACAACAGAUGAGGAUAUGUCAGAUCCCAGCAAAGUUCCCAACUUUUGCGUGCUCCUCCACGGAGCUCUAAAGGUGGAAGGAAUGGCAGCAAUAGUCCUCCUAGGCGCGGACUGGUGGGGUACUCUGUCUGCUUGGUGCGAAGCGUCGAGGGCACGGCGCUCGUGUCUGUUGCUCAGUGUGCUACGCCCAGGGGCCUGCACAUCACCAUGGCUCGGUGCACUUGAUCAACUGGGACCUGCAGAAGAUGGACACACCCCCGCGGAAACAUUCCCCAUCCGUUCAUGGCGAUCUUAUAGCGGAGGCGGUUCAGCCUGCGCUUGGGCACGCCCGCACGCGCUUCUGGCUGACGUGCAGAAAGUACUCCGACAUGCCAGGAAGCUGCCAGACAAGACACAACAUCUGUACAAGGAACUAAACCGUCUUCGACGUGCCGCCAUUUCCCUCGGAUUCUCAGAGCUACUGAAUGCUGUGGGCACCGCGCUGGAGCGUGAGUGUGCCGCCUUGCCUCAAACAGCUCCGCCUGAGUGCGCUCUGCAGCUGGCGCAUGCUGCUAGAGCUCUGCAAGAUCCAAGAACAGCCCUAGAUAUCAAACAUACACUCCAGCCUCUUGGAACUAACUUUAGUGUAACACCUAUGACCCACUGA
Molecule: messenger RNA, 1518 nt
Organism: Arctia plantaginis
Lineage: Eukaryota; Metazoa; Arthropoda; Insecta; Lepidoptera; Erebidae
Source: the annotation of a GenBank genome assembly